Molecule: messenger RNA, 10020 nt
Organism: Macrobrachium nipponense
Lineage: Eukaryota; Metazoa; Arthropoda; Malacostraca; Decapoda; Palaemonidae
Gene: kcc
Product: solute carrier family 12 member 6-like
Exons: 22
Coding region: 830-4018 (1062 amino acids)
Biological process (GO): potassium ion homeostasis; chloride ion homeostasis; chloride transmembrane transport
Cellular component (GO): plasma membrane
Molecular function (GO): potassium:chloride symporter activity
Source: RefSeq, a predicted model, not a curated record
CAAGAUAUUCUUUUCGUGUGUUAUGUUAAUGUUUUAUCAGAAUAUUAACUGUGAGAGUUGCGUUCCCACGGGGGUGAAGUGUUUUAAGUUUUUUUUUUUUUAUCCAUUAUAAAAACAAUUCUGAGCAAAACUGUUAUUUGUACCUGCCGGAUGUUUAAGCAGCGCUGAGACUCUACACAGGUUGCAACAUUUAAAUGUUCAAACGCUUCAGUGUAGCUGUUUUUCUAAGGCGUAGAAUACUUCAGUGCUCAUUUUUCCCAAGGUGUAGAACGCUUCAGUGCUCAUACUUUUCCAAGGCGUAGAACACUUCAGAGCUCAUGCUUUUUCAAGGCGUAGAACGCUUCAGUGCGCAUGUUUUUCCAAGGAAGAGAACGCUUCAGUGCAUAUAUUUUUCCAAGGAGGAGAACGCUUCAGUGCACAUAUUUUUCCAAGGCGUAGAACGAUUCAGUGCUCAUAUUUUUCCAAGGAGGAGAACGCUUCAGGCUCUUGCUUUUCCAAGUAGUAGGACACUUCAGUGCGCAUGUUUUUCCAAGGAGGAGAACGCUUCAGUGCACAUAUUUUUCCAAGAAGUAGAACACUUCAGAGCUCAUGUUUUUCCAAGGCUUAGAACGCUUCAGAGCUCCGACCUUCGCUAGGCUUAAAACUCUUCAUUGUUUCAUUGUUUCUAAGCUGUAGAACGCAUCAGAAUUUCAACCUUCUAGGGUACUAAAGAACACUUCAGUAUUCCAGUCGGUCACUACACUGCUAGAAUCUCGGAGAUUCUUGCAUGCUUCAGAGUCAACUCUUCGAAGUGAAUCGUGCGAGUGAAUCGAACCACCUUUGAAACAUAAUGAACGGUUGUUCGAAACGAAGUGGUUCGCUGCGAAUCCCCGCCGAAGAUGGAGCGGACGACAAGCCGAUCAUGGUAGACAUGAAAGAGAUGAGUGGCUACGAAAGGAAUUUGUACCUCUACUCGGAGGAGAUGGUUGAGCGGCCAAGGGUGUCUAUGAUGAUCAAUUCCCUGGCUAACUACAAUGCCACGAUCCCCUCCGCGGUCGAGAUGGACGCCAGCAAAUCCAAGCCGGCAGCCAAGCUCGGUACCGUCAUGGGCGUCUAUCUGCCAUGCAUCCAGAACAUCUUCGGCGUCAUCCUCUUCAUCCGUAUGCCCUGGAUCGUCGGAACGGCUGGAGCCGUCUUGGCGUUCACCAUAGUCUUUAUUUGUUGCUGUACGACCUUUUUAACUGGAAUUUCCAUGUCUGCCAUCGCCACAAACGGUGUCGUUCCAGCGGGAGGCUCGUACUUCAUGAUUUCCCGAUCCUUGGGGCCAGAGUUUGGAGGAGCGGUAGGCCUCCUGUUUUAUAUAGGCACUACGGUUGCCGGUGCUAUGUAUAUCAUUGGAGCUAUUGAGAUCCUUUUAACUUAUAUGGCACCGGUGUUAUCGAUAUUCGGCGAUUUCACGAAAGACGCAAAUAUAAUGUACAAUAACUUCAGAGUCUACGGAACCAUUCUCCUGUGGAUCAUGUGUACCAUCGUCAGCAUCGGCGUCGCUUUCGUCAGCAAAUUUGCUGCCAUUGCGCUAGCUUGUGUCAUAGGUUCCAUUAUUGCCAUCCUUGUUGGGGUCUUUGUCAACAUCAAUGGGUCUGAGAAAUUGCAGAUGUGUAUACUUGGAGCCAGAUUGCUAUCUCAAGUCCAGAAUUGCAGCAAAGAACCUGACGGUGAUAUGUGGAACAUUUAUUGUGCAAAGGGUAAUGGAUCUGUGGCCACUAACAUCACUGACUGUGACCCUUACUUUAGAGACCACAACACGACUCUUCGUCCAGCUAUAUUGGGAUUAGCUUCCAGUGUAUUUACCAAAAAUUUGGGUUCUCACUUCAUGGAAAAGGGUCAGGUUAUUGCAGAUGGUGAUAAUCCUGAUGACUACGAAGCCCUCAAUAAUCCAACAUACAAUCAAGUCAUGAUUGAUAUCACCACAAGUUUCACCACCCUUGUUGGAAUUUUCUUCCCUUCCUGCACUGGUAUCAUGGCCGGUAGCAAUAGGUCAGGAGAUUUGGCUGAUGCACAGAAGAGCAUUCCAGUGGGUACUUUGGCAGCCAUCGUAACUACUUCCAUAGUUUAUUUAAGUUACUUGCUGCUAUUUGCUGGUUCAUAUGACGUCAUACUGAUGCGAGAUAAGUUUGGCCAAAGUGUAGGUGGUAAACUGGCUAUAGCUUCCAUUUCAUGGCCAAAUGAGUGGGUCAUCCUGGUAGGAUCUCUCCUUUCAACCAUGGGAGCAGGCCUUCAGUCACUCACUGGAGCACCAAGAUUAUUGCAGGCUAUUGCAAAAGAUGGUAUAAUUCCAUUUUUGGCACCUUUUGCUGUUGCCUCUGCUCGAGGGGAACCAUUAAGAGCUCUUCUGAUAACUGGGGGUAUCUGCCAAAUUGCCAUCCUGAUUGGUAAUCUUGAUUACAUAGCUCCAAUUCUCUCCAUGUUUUUCCUUAUGUGUUAUGGUUUUGUUAAUCUUGCAUGUGCUCUACAAACAUUACUUCGCACACCAAACUGGAGACCAAGAUUCAAAUAUUAUCAUUGGUCAUUGUCAUUCAUUGGUUUGUCCCUCUGCAUAACAGUCAUGUUUAUGACUUCAUGGUACUAUGCAUUAAUAGCUAUGCUACUUGCUGGAAUCAUAUAUAAGUACAUAGAAUUCCGUGGUGCUGAGAAGGAAUGGGGAGAUGGCAUCAGAGGUAUUGCUCUCUCAGCAGCAAGAUACUCCUUGCUGAGACUAGAAGAAGGUCCUCCUCAUACCAAAAACUGGCGUCCUCAGAUUCUCAUUUUAGCAAAAUUGACAAAGGAUUUGGUUCCAAAAUACAAGAAACUCUUCACAUUUGCAUCACAGCUAAAGGCUGGUAAAGGUUUAACGAUAGCUGUGUCUGUCAUUGAGGGGGAUUAUACAAAGAGUUGUGGAGAGUCACUUGCUGCACGUCAGAGUUUACGCCGAGCUAUGGAUGAGGAAAAAGUCAAAGGUUUUGUAGAUACUCUGGUUGCUAAGAACUUAACUGAAGGAAUCAGUCACAUUAUUCAGACUUGUGGUUUAGGAGGUAUGAAGCCCAACACCGUCAUCUUAGGGUGGCCAUAUGGCUGGCGUCAGUCACCUGAUGAAAGAUCAUGGCGUGUAUUCCUGGACACUGUUCGUAAUGUAUCAACUGCAAAAAUGGCCUUACUUGUGCCAAAAGGCAUAAACUUCUAUCCUGAUUCACUGACAAAGGUAUCCGGAACUAUUGAUAUAUGGUGGAUUGUACAUGAUGGUGGUCUCCUAAUGUUGUUACCCUUCCUUCUUCGUCAGCACAAGGUGUGGAAGAACUGUAAGAUGCGCAUCUUUACUGUUGCUCAGCUAGAGGAUAACAGUAUUCAAAUGAAGAAAGAUCUCAAGACAUUCCUCUAUCAUUUGAGAAUUGAUGCUGAAGUAGAUGUUGUUGAAAUGAUGGAUAGUGAUAUUCAGACGUACACUUAUGAGAGAACAUUAAUGAUGGAGCAGAGAACGCAAAUGCUGAAGGAACUGAGAUUGAACCGAAAAGAAAAGUUGAAUAUUUCGGAGCUAGGGUUUGAGACAGCCAAUAUAGAAGACAAACUACCACUGAUAGAGUCACCUUAUCCAGCGGUUCAAGCAAUUGUUGAUCAUCAUCAUCCUAGCAGUGAACAUUCUGCAAGCAAAGUACGCUUCAAGGAAGAGGAGCCCACACUCGACUCAGACACAGAAAAGAGUGAAACUUCAGAGGAUGCUGAGAAGAGAGCUAGUAAAAAUGAGAGCUUCAAGAAACUUUUAACUAUAAAGCCAGAUGAGGCUAAUGUGCGACGUAUGCAUACUGCUGUCAAACUAAAUGAGGUGAUAGUAAACAAGUCCCACAAUUCACAGCUAGUAAUCAUCAAUUUACCUGGUCCACCAAAAACUUCAAGACCAGAAAGUGAGAGUAACUAUAUGGAAUUUUUAGAAGUAUUAACAGAGGGAUUAGAGAGAGUUUUAAUGGUAAGAGGUGGUGGCAGAGAAGUUAUCACAAUAUAUUCAUGAGUCAGUAUUCUGAAUGUAUUAGCCAAUUUGUCUCUCCUGGUAGCCAUCUCGUACUGUUGCACUUGUGAGGAGGAUACUGAAAAGCAGUAUGCUUUGUUGAUUUAAGUGACAUUGAAAGACUGAAGCUACAAAUAAUGUUGAAACUUAUUUUAUUGUACUGUAUGGUUUGUUUUAAUAUUUUUUGUUUACAUGAUGAAGCAUUUAUGGUUAGAGAAAAUCAGAAAAUUCGCCUGUAAAUAACUGGACUUAAAUCUAUGACAUACACAUCAAUUAAUGUAAAAUAACAUGGCAUUUUACCACAAAUGUUAAGAAUUAAACUGAGAUGUCUAGUUAAUAUACUAUAUUUUACUAUGUAUGAUAUUCUUUUAUAAUAAUAUUCAAAUAUUAAGAUACAGAACUUCAUUUUUUGUCCAAAGAGUAUUGUACAGUAUGUAUCAUUCUUUUUUUAUUCACAGAAUACACCUCAGUGAAAAAAUUAAAAAAUUGAAAAAUAAAAUGUUUCUAAUGUAUACAUUUUUGUGAAAAUUAAGAGUAAUUUCUCUUGUUCUUUCAUUAUGAAUAUUAUGACUUCAUUCACAAAAUUAAUUUUGGAUUUUUGCAAUAUAAAAAGUUUGUGAGAUUUUGAAAUUUUACAUAAUUUAAAUGCCAUAUACUCGUAAAUAAUAAUUAAAUUUAAAUCAUGUGGAUAUGAAAUGAUUAUAUAAAGUUAUUUAAAGAUUUGAAAGUUAAUAUCUUGUAAGUUGAGUGUUAAAUAUUAAUUACAAAUAUGUAUAGAUAUAUAUUUUACAGAUAUAUCCAUAUGUAUUUGUAUAUAGUAUAUUAAAUUUAUAUAAACACAUGGUAGAUAUAUGCAUAUGUGAUUAUAGUGGUUAUAUGUGUAUACUGCAUAGUAAUUAUGUAUUUAUAUACAUAUACAGACACUUUGUAAAGGCAUAUGGUCAUAUAUAUACUAUAUGUGUAUGUGUAUAUAUCUCAGAAUGACUCACUUUUGCACUUGUCUAACAGUGCAUCACUACUGUGAUCAGUUUGAUAGGAAUGUGCUCAUUAGAUGAUAAUCCAACUUGAUAGUUUUCUCAAAUGGCUAUUAUCAAAAUUUUAUUUUUAACAUGACCAUAACUGUUCUAGAAAGUAUAAUUCAAGUGUUCCUGCUGCUUGAAAUAUCCAGUGGGCAUUGCUAGGUUCACCAGGGUCCCUACAUUUUAAGAAAGAAUUUUAAUUCAGAAAUAACCUACAAAUACAGAAAAACCUAUGAAUAGUACCAAAUCUUACAGAGCAAAAUUAAUCAGAAAAAUAUUAAAUAGUAUUUCCUAUAUAUGGAUAUACAUACUGUAAUCAACUCCAAAUAUACAUUUUGGCCAGGAUGAGGCACUCUUUCCCAGAAAAUUUAAUUUAUGCCAUGUUUGACAUAUACUACCAAGUUAUUCAUAUGGUUUUAUUUCAAUGUGUCUUUUAAAUGUAAUAUACAGGGAUACAAGUAUGGUCUAUAACAGAAAAAAUAACCAAUUUACCACUUCCAUGUAAUUUUCAUGAGAACAUUUCAAAGCAUGUUUAUAUGCUACUUAAAAUAUAUCAUAAACAGCAAGGCAGUUUGAUACAAUCUAGACAAUACUAGAGUCAUAUUGGUCACAGGUACUGUUAGUCCUUUCGGCAGGCAUCUCAUUGCCAAAAAAAUAUGCAUUUAUUUUUAUCUCCUUUGGAUUUUUAAGUAAUGUUGGUACUAAUUAGUAAUACUGUACGUAUUUAAAUUGUAUGAAGGUUUCAAUCAAUGAUUAAUGAUUGUCUAAAUCUUGAAUGUAUAAUUCCUUAUACAUAAACUGCAAAGGAAUUUAACCAUUCUCAAGUAACUAUACAGUAAUAAAUAAAUCGUGGGCAAUGAUCAAUAGUAAUUAAUAGGUGGAAAGUACAGAAAUAUUUGUCACAAUAUGUAGGACUGUAACACAGCAUCUUGUUUAAAAUUAUUUGUCUUGAAAUCAGCUUCAGAAACAGAUGUUGUGAUAUAGGACCAGUUGUGCUCCAUCUGUUUGUAUAAUGCAACAUUAUGAACAGGUACAAAGUAAACUGCCAAAGUAUGUUUAUGUACAGUAGCUCUUGAGAAAUGUUUCUUUAUUCAACAAAGACUAAGACUUUUUUUUUUAAAUCCUUUUAACUUUUUGAAAUAGAUAAGAAAAUAUGACAGACUUAAUGCACCAAAUCUUAGGGACCCUGUUUUUAUUAAUAGCAUCAGAGACCUAACUUAAAUAAUUUUGCCAUUUUGUUAGAAACCAUUUAAAGUUUCUUGUUUGUUGAAGUUUAAAGUAUAUUUUGAGAAAAAUCAAAGCAAUGUAGAAUGAGAUAUAAGCAGUUAAUGGGCAAAACCUUACAAGUGAUAAUUGUAAUUUACUGACCUAUGAAAUUUGAUGCUCUAUGCCAUUAUUUUGUAUCAAGAUUUUUUUAUUAGCAUGGCUUUGCUUUUGUUAUUUAUACAUUAUUAAUAUUAAGUACAAUGUCAUGGCAGUAAUUUUAGUUUUGAAAGGUUACACAUUAAGAAAUGAAAUAGCUUAUCAGUAUGUUACUUAGUAGAAUGUGUAAUAAAUAUACUCUUUUAAGUUUUUUUUUCUCAUUAGAAAGAUAUAAUUUUUAUAUUUAUAGAAGUACUACAUAUUUAGUAAUAACCACUUGUUUUAAACUAAUAGGAAAGAAUAAGGACUUUCUUUUUUUAAGUAGCCUACUUGAGCACACAACAGUGUCUUUGAUACUCUUGAUUUUAGUUUGAUGAGAUUUGUUGCACAUCAAGUGUCAGUGCAUUUAAUUUUUUUUUAAGCAUUACACAUUUCAGGUGGUUUUUACUUACAGAAAGUAGAGUAUUUUAUAAGCUCUUCAUUCUUAAGUCUCCCCUUAGCCAAUUUAUUAUAAAAGAACCACGAAUUUUGUCAGCAUUAGGAUAUUAAUACUAUUAAAUUGCCAAUAUAUACACCACUCUUCUUGGAGACAGCUAAUUAUGUAUAAACAUGAGAAUUUAAGUUUAAUUACAUCUCCACAUUUUGUAUGUACAGCAUAGGAUUUGGUUUAAUAUUUUUUUAUGGUUUUAUAAUAUGGAAUAGUGUAGCAAUGGCAUAGAGUUUUUUGGGAAAUAAAAAUUUAAUUUCAGUAAGUGAAUACCUCAAAGUGGCUGGCUAGUCUUUUAAAAACUAAUUGUGGUAAUGAUCAAGCUCGUUAAAGAUACAGUAAUUAAUUGUCUCAGAUAGGUUUAUCAAAAACAAUAUCAGUAGUCAAAUUUUAAAUUAAUAUAGUAAAAUACUUAUGUAUUUACUUGUCGCAAUGCAUACUUUCGUUUCAGAUUCUCAAAACAUUUUCAGCAUUCAUUUUAUGUAUAUUUAAAAUAAUCCAGCAACUAUACUUUUUUAUUUGAUGUAGUCUCAAGACUUCAUUAAUAUAUAACUGUAUAAAAGUAAGAUUACUGUUUAGAAACUUUUCUGAAAAAGUUAUGUACUAUACAGCCCAUGAGGAGUUAAGAUUGUAUUUGACCAAGUGAAUUCUUAAUACUAUAAGAAAUCAUUCCAAGAUUCAAAAAUGCUUAAGAAUUGCAAAGUGCAAUCUUCCAACCAUACAUAAGCUAAAGCUUAUAUGUAUGAUUCAGUAAUCCUCAUUUUAGUAUGUAAAUAUUUUUUUUAACAAAAAAGAAAUGGCAACCAAAUUUAUCUUUUUGCAGUUUUUGUACUAAACUUCCAGAAUAGCCAUUUGAGGUAUGAAUGGUAUAAAAUAGUAAAACUACUUUGUUGCAAGUAUAUGGACAAUCAGAAUUCACUACUGUAUUUUGUUUCGGAGUUGUAUCAUGUUAUGAACAUGACUACUGUACAGAUUUUGCAUACUGGUAGUCAAGAAGUCCAGGGAAUAUGCCCAGUGGUAAGAAAACCGUUUUAGUUUUGUACUCAUCCAAGUUGGUAGAAAUAAAUAGUUUAUGUUCAUAGUGUAUUUUGAUGGUUAAUUGUUUGACUGAAUCAAUUGCAAGCUCAAUAUUUCUAAAGAUAAACUUUACAUACUCUUGGUCAUUUCCCUGGAUAUUGCAGUAAUCACUCUCAUAAAUACUUGUACAUUGCUUCCUAUCUACUCUAAUAGAAUCUGCAGUUUGUUUAAAUGCAAGAUUAAUAAUUCAUACACUAAAAAGAAAGAGGAUAGAGAUGAACAUUUACUGACAAUACUGUAUAUGCAUCCCUGAAAGUUGAGUAUUUAUCAGAGAUGAUAACUGAUUUUUUUCUUGUAAAAGUUAUGACUUGUAUAAUGUUGUGAAAACAUUUUUUGGUAAAUUUAGACAAAUUUGAAUGUUUUAGUGUAAGUGCUACUAAAGAAUAUUAAUGUAGCUUAGGAAAAAUAAGAGAGUUGUUAAUUUUUACAUCUUCCAGUCUCUGCAGACGUUUUACACUUAAAAUCAUUUCAAUGACAAGAGUGUCAUACAAAGUGAAAGGAGGAGGUACUGCUUCCAUACUUGUGCUGAAAUGGUGAUUAUGCCUUGAAUGACAACCGGACCAUAAUUUUUAGGGAUAAAAAAUAAUUAAUAUGCCAUUCAAAAUUGCUUUAUUCUUUGUUCCUGUUUCUUGUAUAAUUCAAUAAAUUUAUCUGAUCAGUAUAGGCUACCAAGUAUGAAUAAUUCUUUGAAACUGGCUUUGCUGAUGGAGUUGAUUUAACUGGCAUUAGUUGUCUCAUAAUCAUCAGCUGACAUUUUCAGUACUAAAAAGCUGAAUAUACUUUUUUAAAAGAUGAUAAUUUUUAAACAUGAAGGUGUCUGAAAGUUUGUGAUAUACAGUAAACUUCAACACUACUCUUCACACAUUAGUGUUUAACAUUUCCCAUCCUUUUCACGUAAAGAUUACCAUCUUUUUUGGGAAGGAACAAUAUGUGAAACUGGUAUUUGUAUAAUUAAUAAAGUAGGAUACCAGUUUCAUCCUUUCCACAUUAUUGUUAAGGAUUACAUUUUGUUCCGUUAGCCUUUUAAGGCUAUUGUAUUUGAAAUAUGAGCAGCUGUUAUGGUUGUGUCAAGGCUAGUGUGAGAAUAUUUUGAAAUUUAAAGUAGGGAACAGUUGAAUCAGUGUUAUUUACAAGAGUUUCCAGUAAUGUAACAGGAGUCACUCAUGAUGAGAUAUGCUUAAGAGAUAAUAUUUACAAGGUUAUGUAAUAUUCACCAUCUCAUCUGGUGGAAAUUCUACACAUUAUAAAAGAAAUAACUAUCAAACUUGGUUUUUGGCAUUUGUAUAACAGAAUACAAUAUAAAAAAUAAUUAUACGUACAUCACAAAUUUAGGAAUUUGUAAUACAAUAAAGCAGUGCUUAAUUUCUCUUAAAUGGAACUUAAACAAGGCAUGUAAAUAGCAGUAAAAAUAAGGCUUAUGUAUUUUACAUAGCCUGUAAACAUUGCAGAGUCUAAACAAUGCUCACAUCCUUCACUUGAUGAGAUGAAAGGUUCAUUAAUACUAUUAGUGGUAUUUAUAAGUUUGAACGAGUCCCUAUUUUACAUAGCAGCAGAUAUUUUUAGAUACCAAAAAAAAGGUUAGCUAAAAACGAUCUUUAUCCUUAAUCAUUGUAUUUAUCUACAUUUCAUAUCCAUAACUCAAUUCAUCAUUGUUUAUCACUUAAUCUAGUCUAGGAAAUAGCUUUUUGCUAUGUACAGUUUAGGAAUUUAAAAAAUUACAAACUUUGCCAAAUUCUUGGCAUGGCUCUGAAAAGUUUAUUUUUGUAUGGGUGCUUGUGAGCUGAAGUGUUAUAAAGCAGGAAUGCAUAAAUAUUUUCCAACUAAUAAUUCCACUUGUACCAUAUAUUUUACUUUCUUUGCAUCUUAUGUAAGAAACAAUAUAUUAUACAAUUUUGUACAAUUUAUACACAAGCAACUUGAAAAUUAAGUAGUAAGCGAUGCUUCAAACAACUUACAUAAAACUUUGGGCUAGGUGAUAUUUCUAUCUAUAUAUCCAGUGUUAUAAUUUAACGACAAAUCUCUGAAAGUAUCAGUUGACAAGUAAAAUAAUACUUCUUUCA